AUGCGAUGGUUCUUUCCGAUUCAAUUUGGAACACCAUCUCAAACAUUGAAUAUAUCAAUUGACACUAAAUCUAACUUAUUCUGGGUCGUCAGCGAACUUUGCAUGAUUCCAAAUGGAAAUGCUUGCAAUAAUAGAACAACAAACUUUUUCAAUACAUCUCUUUCAAAUACUAGUUCGAUUAAAAACCAAGAAUUCACAACUGAAUAUAUCAACAGAAGUAAAUUUGAAGGAGUAUUGGCUAAUGACACGAUUAUAAUUAAUAAUCAAUCAUUCGAACAAAUAACAUUUGGAUUACCUAAGAAUAUAAAAAUUGGAAACAACACCAUUCCGGAUACAAUUACUGGACAAAUAGGUCUUAUGCCUUACCAAAGUUACAUACUAGAUAAUUUUGCUGAUAAAAUCGUAGGAAUUGCUCUUUCUAUGAAUUCCAAUGAUAAGGCAGAUAUUGGUUACGGCGGGUCAAUUAUAAUUGGAGGAAUAAAUACAGCGUAUAUUAAAGGUAAUGACGAAAAUAAUAUAGUAUAUCAUCCCCUUCCUCAGUUCACGAAAGCAAUGGUUAACGUUACUAAUAUAUACAUAAAUAAUAAGCCAAUUAACUUAAGUGGGUCAAUUUGGUUUAGCAAUAAAUUCCAAAGCAUCCGGCUAGAUGAUAAUAGUGCUAACAUAAUUGCAAAUGGAUUGCCUGGAGGAAGUUAUUCUAAUGGUGCUGCAAUAGUAGAUUGUGAUGUUUCACCUGUCUUUGAUUUAUCCUUUGAAAUUGCAAAUCGAAAGUGGAGAUUACCAUCAAACGUAAUUCCUAAAGAUGCUAUAGAUGGAACAAACAAAUGUGAAUCUAUAAUUACUGGCAGUGCUAAUAAUGGUAUCGCCCCUCGAAAUAAUAUUGAUUAUGGCCCCGUUGAAAUAGGGGUUCAAUUUCCCAUUGGAAUAACUAGUGACCACAUUUGCUUGACGAUAACUGAUCAAGAAGGAACAUCUCAAGCAUUUUCUUUAGAUAGUAAUCUUGAUUCGGAUGGGUUUUACUAUCUAGGUCACGAUUAUCAUGCAUAUGAAGGCUCUGAAUACAAUAUUGAUUUUUAUUCAGGACCACCAAUUAACAAAUCUAGCUGUUCUGGUUAUCAUUUAAUCAAAACUCCUCCACUUAUGGGAAAUGUUGCGACUAAUCCAUGGAAAAUUAGUUUAGAUGAUUAUUCUGUCGGAAUGAAAGUUAAAGUUCCUAGUGGAACAAAAUGCAUGGAUUUAAUGGUUCAUUACAUAGAUCAAUCAAUUACUCAAACAGUAUCUUUUAAUAUAGAUGAACUUGAUGACGAAGGGUAUUACCAUAUAGAAAAUUUGGUGGCAUAUGAAGGUAGCUUGUAUGGUUUUUAUGCCACAGAUAAUUCCACUACUACUCCUAUACGUGGUCCUGGAGCUCCUGGGUGUACUGAGGUUAUAUUAGAUAUAAUAGAACAAAUAUCUGCAGAUUUUACAAAUAAUCCGUGGGCAAUAAAUUUUUGA
Messenger RNA from Dentiscutata erythropus, 1494 nucleotides. NCBI's taxonomy places the organism in Eukaryota, Fungi, Glomeromycota, Glomeromycetes, Diversisporales, Gigasporaceae. The record is from the annotation of a GenBank genome assembly.